Lobosporangium transversale is the source of this 1993-nucleotide messenger RNA. RefSeq names its product glucosidase II beta subunit-like-domain-containing protein. Gene Ontology annotation, cellular component: glucosidase II complex. The record is from RefSeq and is a predicted model, not a curated record. NCBI's taxonomy places the organism in Eukaryota, Fungi, Mortierellomycota, Mortierellomycetes, Mortierellales, Mortierellaceae. The transcript is spliced from 9 exons. Gene Ontology annotation, biological process: N-glycan processing. Bases 125 to 1933 code for a protein of 602 amino acids.
UGACAUCAACUUCCCCAUUAUUCUUCUUUUACCUGGUUCAACCUGAAGUCGUGUUUAGGUGGAAGACAAAAAAAAUAAGAAUUAAAGGAGAAACAGAUACCGAGAGGGGAAUUCUACCUUGACCAUGAAGAUCAAUGUUGCAUGCAUUCCAGUCUUGGUCUCAGUAACCUUGGGUCUUGUUGAGGGCCGAAGUAGUCAUAACAACAGCAACAAAGAAACGCGUGGAGUAGCACCAUCAAGACAAAAGCUCUAUACAGCAGACGAAAAGGGCAAUUGGAAGUGCUUGGGCGGUUCGAAGACGAUCUCAUUUAAAGGCGUCAAUGACGACUACUGCGACUGUCCCGAUGGGUCGGACGAACCAGGAACCGCGGCAUGUGGGAACUCGUACUUUUAUUGCGCCAAUGUCGGACACGCGCCAGCUUAUAUAAGGACCUCGCGGCUAAACGACGGUGUAUGUGACCCUGAAUGUUGUGAUGGUACAGAUGAAUUUGCAGAAAGCGGAGGAAUUCGCUGUCCCAACAUCUGUCAGGAAGUAGGAGCAGAGGCCAGAGCAGAGCGUGAACGCGUACGUAAAGUUGUAAAAGAAGGAAGCAAGAUCAGGGAGGAAUAUAUUUCCUAUGGAAAGGGUCUCAAGGAUCGGCUUCAGAUUCAAUUGACGGAUCUGCAGAAAAAGGAAGAGCAGAUAAAAAAAGCUGCAUCUGAUGCACAAGAUGCUCUUGAUAAGGCAAAGGUAAAACAACAAGAGUUCCUAGAAAGUAGCAAGGCAGAUCGCGAGGCAGCCAGGGAUCGCCAGUUAGCGCCUUUGAUCGAGCAACAAGCCCAGAGAUUGAAUCGUGCCAAAACCAUCAAAACUCUUUUGCGUUCGACCCUUGAGGAGCUUAAGGAAAACCAUAACAAGAACUAUCAUGACCUCGCUGUAAAGAAUACUGUCACUGGCUUCGAUGAAUACCUUGAAGACCUGAAGAAGCGGGAAGAAGAAGACGAAGAAGCUGCUGCUGCAAACUAUCAAAACGAAGGAGAAGGAGGCAAAAAAGAGCUAACUGCAAUCCAGCAGCUUUAUGAAGCAAUGGAUCAAGCCUAUGAAGCCAAAAAGGAGAUUGGAAGAAUGUUCCAGUUGCUCAAAGCAAUGAAAGAAGGAUACAACACUGAAUACAACGAUAAAGCGGUCCUGAAAGCGAUUAAGAUCAUGGAUGACUUUUCACCUUCAUGGUUGGAUGAGCAAAAUGAGUUUGUUGGCGAAGAACCUAUCGAAAUCCCCCCGGAGGAUAUGGAAGUCCCUGUGGCUCAAGUCAAACAGCAAGCAAGUACUCUUGACAAGUUUUACGACUAUACUCAAUACUUGGCAAAGUCUGUAGGUCUGGGGUCCCUAUUCAAGCCAACCAAGUCAGAGAUAGAAUCGACACAAGAGACGUACAAUAAGGCCUCGGAAGACGAGAGGAAAAUCAAAGAGGAGAUUGAGGCUAUAGAGCGGAAACUACGCAUGAAUUAUGGUCCAGAUGAGGCCUUUGCAAAACUCGUCGAUCAGUGCUUCGACUAUAUUGACACAGAGUACACUUAUACACUAUGCUUGUUUGGUAAUGCGAAGCAAAAAUCCCAUUCGGACACAUUUCUUGGCAAAUUCUCAUCUUGGCUCGGCGAAAAGUACGAUACUCAGUUGUACACAGAAGGAACAAGAUGCUGGAACGGACCAGAAAGAUCCGUCAAGGUGAUGAUGAGCUGUGGAUCGGUCAACGAGCUUGUGGCAGUCUCUGAACCCGAGAAAUGUGAGUAUCUGUUCAAGUUCAGGACGCCAGCUGUGUGCCAAUUUGACCCGAAGACUGAUUUACUAGAACACAACCGUGAUGUUGUUCCUGAAGCUCCCUUCCCUGGCUCGGUCUCUGAGGAGUUAAAGGAGGAAGAAGAAAAACCGAGCAAGAAACACGAUGAGCUCUAGAGAGACAUUUGUCUAUAACGACGAUAAUAAUGAUUUGAUAAAUAAAAAGAGUUGACUUUC